Molecule: messenger RNA, 3275 nt
Organism: Stegastes partitus (bicolor damselfish)
Lineage: Eukaryota; Metazoa; Chordata; Actinopteri; Pomacentridae
Gene: tmem41b
Product: transmembrane protein 41B
Exons: 7
Coding region: 144-995 (283 amino acids)
Biological process (GO): autophagosome assembly
Cellular component (GO): endoplasmic reticulum membrane
Source: RefSeq, a predicted model, not a curated record
GAAGGUAAAAGGUCAGCCUGAGUAACGUGUCAGCAGGCUGUCACCGCACCGGUGUCACUCCACCCGCCGGCUGCCGCUGUAAGACACCGCAACCGACCUCAACCUUAUUCCAGAAACAUUUGCAACCCCCUCCAGAAAGAAAAAUGGCCAAGAAGCGGAGAGAAACGCGAGAGACGGACGGUUUGCUGUCGGCGCAGGAGGAGGUGAAGGCGAAUGCUAACGUCUCUCAGGCACUGAAAGAGGCUCAACAGAGUGUCGGGGGCUCAGCACGCAUGUCUCUGCUGAUUCUGGUGUCCAUCUUUGCCUGCUCUGCCUCAGUCAUGUACCUGGUCUACAGGAACUUCCCUGAGCUUCCCGAUGAUGAAAUGGAGAAGAUCAAAAUCCCUAAAGACAUGGACGACGCCAAAGCCUUGGGAACCGUGUUGUCCAAGUACAAAGACACCUACUACUCCCAGGUGUUGGUGGCCUACUUUGCAACAUACGUGUUCCUCCAGACGUUUGCAAUCCCUGGAUCGAUCUUCCUUAGCAUCCUGUCUGGAUAUCUUUACCCUUUCCCCCUGGCUCUUUUCUUAGUCUGCUUGUGCUCUGGCCUGGGUGCUUCCUUCUGCUAUAUGCUGUCAUAUCUGGUGGGCAGACCCAUGGUCUACAAAUAUCUCACAGAGAGAGCACAGAAAUGGUCCCAGCAGGUCGACAAACACAGAGACCAUUUAAUCAAUUACAUCAUCUUCCUGAGGAUAACCCCCUUUCUUCCCAACUGGUUCAUCAACAUCACCUCGCCUGUCAUUAACGUGCCUUUGGGGGUUUUCUUCAUUGGCACCUUUCUCGGAGUGGCGCCGCCGUCCUUCGUAGCGAUCAACGCAGGCACGACGCUGUACAAACUGACCACGGCUGGCGAGGCCGUGUCCUGGAACUCCCUGGCCGUGCUGGGCGUGCUCGCCGUGCUCUCGAUCUUGCCCGUCUGCUUCCAGAAAAAGCUGCAGCAGAAACUGGAGUAGAACAUUAAACACCUCAGCACCUCAUCCGCUGGCCGAUCCCGACAUCCCCUUCCCUCGGCUCAGGAACGCACAGCUGUCACUCAGGCUGCUCCGCCUCGGCCUCGUACGCAGCUGCUGCUGCUGCUGGGCUGUCGGUGGAGGAAUCUCUGGGCCCCGGCACAGCAAACACUCAUCGACCACAAAAUGCAUGCAGUGGUGGGUUGUUCCUGGUGUUAAUACAAGUGUAAACUGGCCGCUGCUUGCACAGGUCUUUUCUUUUUUUGGUUUCUGUGACUCGUGUUGUUAAUUGUGGCACAUCUUGUAAAUAAGAGGAAUUUUUUGUUGUUGUUUUUAUUUAAGGCACUGCUCAUUAUUAUGUGAUUUCUUGACAGAUGGUUAAAGGUGCUACUUGUAGGAUCUUUCUUCAUCGUGCGGUUGUUCCGACUUUAAUAGCCAACUUUUCUUUGGGAAUAUACUGUUUUCUUUCUAGGAACUGAAAUCAUCAGUACCUGGUCAAGGGGAACUAUAAACAUUCUUCUUUUUCAUUACUGGAACAACAGUUACAUUUGCUUUCAUAUCACGUACUCAUCCUGUUGGUAGCACCUUUAACUCCCUUUUUAAUAUUUAUUUUUACAUGCUUCUGUCUAGUCUCGACUUACUGAACUGUACCACAACAGCAAUAACCGUCACACUACUGUUGAGAGAGGACUUUAGUUUUUAAAAGUACAUUUUGAUACCUGGUGCUCGCCUUGGCACUCAUAUGCAGUGUGAGGGGAAAAUGUGUCGAAGACAAACGUCACGAGUGAGAUCAGUGAGUUCAGCCGUUGUUGGCGUGUGGAUGAGUUCCCACGUUCUUCCUCAAAAGGUGCCUGGAUCCACUGCCGCACAAUAAGCCCUUUUUCCUUUUCACCAGUCUCUGUCCGUGUAUGUCCGUAGCCUGAAGCAGCACUUUGCUACUGCGACUUGUAAAUAACAGACUAAGCUGAUGUAAUGUUUCGUCAAAGGAGGAUGUCAAAAUCUGGUCUUUUCAAAUUAACAAACAAAUAUAGAUCGUGUAAAUUUGCUGGUUUGAAUGAUGUAAGAUGCCCGCAAACCAGAUCAUUGGGCGAAAUGCGAGACGUUCAUCUUGUGAGAUGGGUUCUCAAGUUUGGGAUGAAGCGACGAUAACGCACUUCUAUGUAUGUGAUUAUGUAUGUUCACGUCUGCCCCGUGAUGUUUGAUGUACCAGUACAGAACCGGGGCUGUUGUCUGCAGAUGACACCCCGGUGCCCCUGAUGAGACUGCCAACAGACUGUGAGGUAUCCAAGCCUGGCCUUGCUUUUAUUACUUCCGUGCUCUUCCGGGGGGGAAACGUAUUAUGAUGCCUGAUUUUUAUGUUGCAAGUUUGUGUUCUUUAAAUGGUUUGCUAAUUGUGUCCAGUGAUAUGAAAGCUUACUGAUUUGUUUUUUUGUCAUUUGGAUGUGUUGCCUGUGUACUUUGGCGACUUAAUGCUGCUGCUGCUGCUUACAAACCUUCUGGAUGGCUACCAGAGACACUGAUGCAGUGAAUGUAGAUGCAGGUAACAGAUCUUAAACAACACACCUAUCUAUAUAGUCUCUUAAAACUGCACACUUAGAGGUAGUUGUGCUUGUUGGGAUUUUUUCCUUCAUGUCUUAAUACACAACGGAUUUACUGUGUGAGAUUAUCAGCCUCUAAAACCCACGAUAGAAAUAACCACGUAAACAUCAAUUUAUAUAAAAGCAGGAAACAGCGCUACACCAGUCGGGCUGUUUUCAUGGUUCCUGCUGCAUUUGCUGCAUUCGUACAUCUACAAAACACCGUUGUCCUGGAAAAUUGACCUUAAGUAGGCGCUUAGGUAUCAUGGUGAAAUGUUAUAAUCCUAACAAUGUUAAUUUUUGUCCUCCUGUUAAAAUGGGAAUUAUGGUUUAACUUAAAUCUGCCAAGAAAUGAAAGCCAGUAGAUUUUAAUCGAUUUUCUAUUCGCUAAACCUUAUGCCUGUUCAAAAGUUCACACUCAAAUUGGAUGUGAUUUAGUCGUUUUUCUUCCUGUUAUCCAAUCAGAGAAGUGAGAUUGCGUGACCCUCUGCUAACAUUUCAAAAGGCAGUAUUAUUCUGUACUGAGCAGUGAUGUAUUGCAGUAUGAAGUGUUUACAGAUUUCUGUCCUACCUAAUCCAACUUGUUUUUUGUUUUUUAUAUUUAUUGAAUCAUUAAAGUUUUCUUUACAGAGUAUGAGUGAGUUCUGCGAAUGAUCUGUAAAGAGCACAUGUUUAAUUAUUGAUGAUAAAUAUAGAAUUCUUCACA